Molecule: messenger RNA, 4186 nt
Organism: Pogoniulus pusillus (Red-fronted tinkerbird)
Lineage: Eukaryota; Metazoa; Chordata; Aves; Piciformes; Lybiidae
Gene: CCDC57
Product: coiled-coil domain containing 57
Exons: 9
Coding region: 1-1896 (631 amino acids)
Biological process (GO): microtubule nucleation; positive regulation of mitotic cell cycle; cilium assembly
Cellular component (GO): centriole; spindle microtubule; centriolar satellite
Source: RefSeq, a predicted model, not a curated record
AUGAAGCAGGAGGAACUGCGGAGAGCUGGUGUGCCGAGCAGGAGAGGGCAGAAAAGGGAAGCAGCCAUGCCCGCAGGGCCCGAGCUGGGCGGGCAGCAUCUGGCGGCCCGCAGGCACGCCCGGGGGCACUGGGCGGGGGCGGGGCAGCGCCGCCGGCGGGCGGUACCGAGCGGUGGGCGGGGGCGAGGUUGCCAUGGAGACCGGGCCGACCCCUGCCCCCACCCUCCUCCUCAGGCGGGCGGUGCCGCCGCCGCUGGCGCCGGACGCGGCCUGCAGCCGGCCCCGGAGGGAGCGUGCAGGUUCGUGCCGGGGGGAGCCGAGCCGCCGCUCCUGCCGUCGGGAGGCCGAGGGGCCGCACAGCGUCGCCGUAUGCCGCGGCUUGGCCUCCAGAGCACCCGGCACAAAGAACCAUCUCAUACUGCAAAGGAAAAGUUUGCAAUGCCAGCUCCAGUGGAAGAAGCACAAGUCAAGCAAUUAAAAAACUUGAAGCAGCAGAUUAGAGAGCUGCAGACAAGACAUAAAAGUCUGGAAAUUGAGCUGUGCAGAAGAGAAUGGAGUCACAGUGCUUGUUUAAGGGAGAAAGAUGCUCUUAUUAGAAAGUAUAAACAACAACUGGCUCUGGCAGCUGAGCGAGAGUGUAUUCUUGAACAGAAUAAAGUGGAAGCAGAACACGACUGGCAGCAGCUCUGUGAGAAUUCUGAAAGUGAUCAGUGUCAGAAAUCAGAGGAUCUAACACAAAGACUGUCUUCAGCAGGAGAGCAGGUAUUUCAGUAUGAUGAUAAAACUUCUCUGAGCAAAGAUGCUCCUACCUUAGAAAUAAAAAAGCUGCAGGAGCAGAAUGCCAACCUCCGGGCUGCCAUUACACAAAUGAGGAAAGAAAUGGAGAGCCUUGAUGAGCACACAUCAUCCUCUCUUCCUCCAGCAGAAAACAGACAGCUUGCAGAGCAAGGUGACAAUGCUUGCCACAGAACUCUAAACUCAGGUUCACUGAUCACAAACAAAAUUUCAGCUGGGACCACUUUGAGCAAAGGCAGCUCGGUAGUCUCAGGUUGUGUAGUGAACUCUGACACAGAAAAGAGACCAAACCCCAAAAUUCCUGAAGAAAAGAUGGUAGAUUUUGGACAACAAUUACCUGAUGUAGGUCCUGGUGGUGUUCUUCAGUAUGAUGUCAACUGCACUCUACAAGGAAUGCAAAAUAAACUAAAGGAAGCAGCACGGAAAAUCUCAGUUCUGAACCAAGAGAAGCAGCAGCUGAUUGAAAUUGGAAACAGGCUCAGGGCAGAACUUGGGAAGGAAGGACUUUGGCAUCCUGCUAGCUCUAAGCACUGCACAGUUUGUCUUACAUCUGGCAGUCUUCUUCCAAGAGAGCUUGUCAGAAGAAUGCGGUGUCAGCUGUCGGCUUUAAAGCAUCUGCAGCACAGCCUUGUAACGCAGGUUCAGCAAGAUUUCUCCACCAAAAAUCAUGGGCCAGAGCAAAGAAAGACAGACCCAUCCUCAAGGAUUGUUCACAGUCAGCCACUCCAGCAGAGGCUUAGUCAAUCCCAGCAGCUCCAUCUUCCUUUAUCUAGAGCAUAUAAUUGCUGCCAAGAUACUUGGCAAACUUUAGAAAUGGGAUCAAGCCCUUCUGGUCUCAGUCCUCUAAAGAACACUGACCAAGCAGUGGAGUUUGAAGUUAUACAGUCAACUGAGCAAUCUGAAGAAUCUCAGCAAAAUAGCAAAGCCAAGGAUAAACUGGAAAUGCCAGAUGCGGAUUUGACAGUGAGAGGGACCAGGCUGGCAGUUCAGGAGAAGUUAAAAUCCAGAAAUGUAUCUGGACUAACCCAUAAAACGUAUCCCAUCAACCCAAAAAUCUCUUCUAAAAUGGCAAAAAUCCGCAACUAUAACAUUAAAGACUGAUUUCUCUGUUGGCAGCAAGCUCCAGGUCCCCUCUUGCUGUUAAGUCACUUGGAAAUCUAUAAGUCACAUCUAAACACCAGCUUCAUUUUUUAGUAUGUUGAGUUGAGAUGCUUGCAGCCAGAAGAGAGAACAAAUACCCUGUUUCAUACCAUGAAACCCUAAAAGAGAGGGUUAAUCUGUGCAUAUUAGGAGGUUACAGACUUCACUGCUAGUCCUGGUUUAUUUUAAUUAUACAUGUUAAAUAUGGCUUGCGUCAUGGAUUUAGAAAUGCACAGUUAAGACAUAUAUAAAGCCUUGUGCCUUUAGGCAGGGCUUGCAGGUCUUUGGUAAAGAUUUUGUUGAGAAACUGUAGAUGUGAUUUAAGCUUAGUGGGAUGCCUCAACCUAUUUGUUUUCUUUUAAUUAACAAUGCAACCGUUAAUCCUGUGCAGCUACCUUUCAACGUGAAAGAAAGAGGUUAGAAAAGAUUACAUCUGGGCCUGUACUGAUUCUCUGCUCUGUAGCAAUUUCCACUUGGUCAGACAGCACGAAGAAGUGUAAUAUUAAACUCUAAUGUUGCACCAUUAACUGUAUAUUCUUUAACAAGAGGUUGCAUAGAGCUUAAAACAGUGAAAAAUAUGUCCAUUAGCGGCACUUGGAAUCGUGCAGAAGCAUUGUAGGAAAUGAGUUUUACAACAGAUGAAACUGAAACAGAGCUUGACUGAGUUGUGAUGUAGUGAGGGAUAUCCAUAGAGUCAUGAAUGUGCCAGGAUAUUGAAACAAUGAUCAGUGCAUUUUUGUAAUGUUUCCAGUAACACUGAGCUGUCUUGGGCUAGUACAGUGACAAUCUUGGCUAUAAGGAAAAGAAAUACACAUGAAAAGUUGCAGGAAAACCUGUCUUGCUGUGGGAAAUGCCAUGCACUAGAAUAGAUUGCCCAGAGAGGUUAUAGAGUCUCCAUCUGUGGAAAUACCUAAAACCCAACCAGAUGGGGUCCUGAGCAACCUGCUCCAGCUGUCCCUUGCUGAGUAGAGUGAUAGGACUAGGUGAUCUCAGGAGGUCCCUUCCAAACCAAAUGAUUCUGUGACUGGUAUCACUGAAGUAAAUAAUACUUCUCAUCUGCUGUUAAAAACACAUUAAAUCUAAACAUGAAGGAAGAGAACUACUUAUCCAGGAGCCUUUUUUUCCUGUAGUGCUUUUUCAUUUUCAGAAAUCCUUUGCUGGUCCUCUUUGCAACCAGCUGUCCUUUUGGCACCUGAGGGUCUGGUAGAGUAAGAGUUUUAAGCAUUUGAAUAAUUAUUUUUCUCUUCCCUGCUGCAAAUGCUUUGCUCCAGUGCAAAGGUACUUAUGAUACUGUAGCCAAAUGCUAAAUCUGCAACAAAUUUCAUUGAGGUGCUACCAAGCCAAUAAGGAGGCCUGAAAGGCUUUGUGAGCUUCUUUCUAAAUCACUGAAUUACUUGAAAAUCCUGCCAUUGGAUUCAACAUUUAACAUUGUUCAUGAGCCGGAACAACAUGAUGCAUUCCUCUGAACCAGGCCUUGAAUGAGCUCUUUCUGUAGCUCAAAGCAUAGUGGUUUCUAACAAGUAGAGGAAUUUUGGCCCAGAUCACACCAGCUACAGCUCUCACUGGUUUUCAAGAACACAAUGUGUAAAUUCCAAAGUUUUUAAUGGUUGUAGCUUAUCCUGGUUGUUUUUUUUUUUUUUUCCUUUCUAAUUUAUUUCCAAUUCCAUGGUUAAUUUUGAACUGUGGGGAUGUGCAGUGUUUCAGUGCUAUGGGAUUUAAUGCAUUUACAGGUGUUAAAAGCAGUGUGCCCUUAGAAAAAGAGCAGUUUGUUCCCUACUGUUUGUAAUAAUAACUGCAUCUGAGCAGGGAAAACAUUACCCUAUAUUCCUUACAUCAUAGAUAUAAGAUCAUGGGCUGCAAACUUCAGAACUACCUUUGUGUAGGUUUCACUGCAGGUUUUUAGAUGUCAUUGUUGAUUGGUUAUUUGAGGGUUUUGGGUGUUUUUUGGUGGUUGUUUUCUUCCUCCCCCCUGAGUUUGUCACCUGGCAUGUCUGAUCAUGCAGACCUCUUGACAGGAAUGCAACUCUAAUUUAUGCAGUGUCCCUGAGAAACUGGUUUCCUCAAGGUAGCUGUAGGUAAGGGAAGGUGAUAGCUCUUGGUUGUUUCAUUUUGUUCUGUUUGUGGUAGGAAAAAAAAAAGUAAAUCAUUGUACAUUUGUUUGAGAGUAAUUAUAAGAACAUAGCAUAUAAAUAUCCUGAAAAAGAACAAAGUCUGCAUAAUAACAAUAAAGAACAUGAACAUAUGGCUUGGA